Messenger RNA from Pelmatolapia mariae (spotted tilapia), 1864 nucleotides. RefSeq names its product zinc-binding protein A33-like. The transcript is spliced from 10 exons. Gene Ontology annotation, biological process: protein ubiquitination. NCBI's taxonomy places the organism in Eukaryota, Metazoa, Chordata, Actinopteri, Cichliformes, Cichlidae. The coding region runs from base 1 to 1761 and encodes 586 amino acids. Gene Ontology annotation, cellular component: cytoplasm. The record is from RefSeq and is a predicted model, not a curated record. Gene Ontology annotation, molecular function: ubiquitin protein ligase activity; protein binding; zinc ion binding.
AUGGCUAUGUCACUACCUGCUGCCUUCCUGUCUGAAGACCAGUUCACCUGCUCUAUCUGUCUGGACGUAUUUAACAAACCGGUCACAACACCAUGUGGUCACAGUUUCUGCCAAACCUGCAUUUCCUCCUACUGGGACGGAAACAAACGGAGUGCAAAAUUGUACCAGUGCCCUCUCUGCAAAGAGUCCUUCCUCAAGAGACCACAGCUCCAUGUCAACCUGACCCUGAAGGAAAUAACUGAACAAUUCAAGCAGAUGGCCGGCUCUCCUGUGGCUGAAAGACUUGGAGGAAUGGAGCCUUCCAGGUCCCCUUCCCAUCAUAAUCAACCACUGUCAUCCGGAUUCCAGAGGCAGGGGGAGAUGCCCGAGAACAUCUUUGCAGAAAUGAUGUCACGUUUUCAGCGCCUGCCAGACCCCGGGCUGCCUCACGCUGCACUCCCCCAAAGCCAGAGUCGAGAUGGUGCUCCCUUUGUCAGGACGGAGCAUCAUGACCCCCCACCGCCUUACCCCAGUGACUCGGAUCUGCCACCGUGCCCCAUCCACCUGAGAGGUCUGGAAUUCUUCUGUCGCACUGAUAACGUGUGCGUGUGCAGCACGUGUGCAGAGACGUCAGAUCACCUAGGACACAACAUCACCCCCGCCAAACGAGAGUGGCACUUGAAGAAGGCUCAGUUAGGUAUUACUGAGGCGGAGCUAAAGGAGCUCAUCAGUGAGAGAGAGAGGAAAGUGGAGGAGGUACACAGCUCCCUGCGAGAGAUAAAGGAUGCUGCAGAGAGAGAGACGGAUGGAGUCGUUUGUGCUUUUUCCAAGCUGAUCUCCAGCGUGGAGCACUGCCAAGCUGAAGUCUUGGAGGUGAUAGAGAUGACUCUUCGAGCGGCAGAGCACAGAGCUCAGAGUGUGCUGAGAGAGCUGGAAGAAGAAAUAGCUGAGCUUAAACGGAGGAGCACAACACUAAGUCAGCUGGCUCUGUCUGAGGACUACAUAUUCUUUCUCAAGACGUUCCCUGCCCUGUCUGCACCUCGGCAGGCUAAGAACUGGUCCGGAGUCUCUGUGUCAUCUCAGCUGACGUCAGGUGUGAUUCUCAGGUCUGUCAAUCAGAUGAUGGAGCAGUUUCACAAAGAGCUGCGAAUACUGCCAGAAAUCUGUCAGCAAUCGUCAUCACACCAGUCUUUAUCUAGACCCAACCCGAAGGUUAGGAGGGUUCAAGAAUAUGCAGUUGACAUCACUUUGGAUCACACCACAGCCCACCCACGUCUCACCGUCUCAGCAGAUGGGAAGAGGGUUCACUGUGGAGAUCGCCAUCAGGUGGUACCAGACAACCCGAAACGCUUUGACCGGGUAGUGUGUGUGCUGGCCAACCAGGGCUUCAACUCAGGGCGCCAUUACUGGGAGGUGGAGGUAGGGGGGAAGACUGAUUGGGACCUGGGCGUGGCCAGUCGGUCCAUCAACCGUAAGGGUAAAAUCACCGUGAGCCCCGCCCAUGGAUUCUGGUUUCUCAGCCUUCGGGAUCAGUCCGAGUUUGCCUUCAGAACAGAACCAUCGACCAACUUGACGGUUCACAUCAGACCAUCCCGGGUCGGAAUCUAUGUUGACUAUGACAAGGGACUGUUGUCCUUCUACAACGUAGAUGCCAAAGUGCUAAUGUUUACAUUCACAGAUAGUUUUUCUGACACCAUCCAUCCAUUCUUCAGCCCCUGUACAAAUAAAUCAGGACGAAAUGAGGCUCCACUAAUCAUCUGUCCUGUUGCAAUGACAGAAUGAUAAACUAUAUCAAGUGCUUCAAAGUACUGCUUCAAGACUUGGAUACAGAAACAUCUGCAACUAAUAACCGAUCAUUUUAUUCUUUGCAGCACAAUAAAGAAGA